Molecule: messenger RNA, 1172 nt
Organism: Lacerta agilis (Sand lizard)
Lineage: Eukaryota; Metazoa; Chordata; Lepidosauria; Squamata; Lacertidae
Gene: BAG1
Product: BAG cochaperone 1
Exons: 7
Coding region: 45-683 (212 amino acids)
Biological process (GO): protein stabilization
Cellular component (GO): nucleus; cytosol; cytoplasm
Molecular function (GO): protein-folding chaperone binding; adenyl-nucleotide exchange factor activity
Source: RefSeq, a predicted model, not a curated record
ACUCGGCGUAGACUCCGCGACGCGGGCGGAGGGCGAAGCGGGGCAUGGCGGUGCCCGGCGGCGGGGGCUCGGCCCUGACGGUGACCGUCACCUACGGUAGUGAAAAACACAGUCUUCAGGUUGCUUCUCAAGAAGAAGACAGUCAGCCAACAGUACGUGAUAUGGCUCUCUUAAUUGAACAAGUAACUGGAGUUCCAAUUUCUUUUCAGAAACUGAUAUAUAAAGGAAAAUCCCUGAAAGAAAUGGAACAGCCAUUGGCAACAUUUGGAGUUAAAAACGGUUGUAAAGUCAUGCUGAUUGGAAAAAGGAAUAGUCCAGAAGAAGAGACUGAAUUAAAGAAAUUGAAAGAUUUGGAGAAAUCUGUGGAACAAAUAGCAAAAAAAAUAGAGGAUGUUAAUAAAGAGCUUGGAGGUAUUCAAAAAGGAUUUCUAGCAAAGAAUCUUCAAACUGAAGCUCUUAACCAGUUGGACAAGCGGAUCAAGGGAACUGCUGAACAGUUUAUGAAGAUUCUGGAACAAAUUGAUGCCAUUACUCUCCCAGAAAACUUCAGUGACUGUAAACAGAAAAAGAAGGGGCUAGUGAAAAAAGUUCAGGGUUUCCUUGCACAGUGUGAUACAGUGGAAGGAAGUAUUGGUCAAGAAAUUGAUAAACUGCAGUUGAAGAACAUGGCCCUUGCAGAAUGAGGCAUUAUUUUAAGUAACUAGGAGAAAUAAUUGCUCUGUGAGCAAGAAGAGGAGUUUGCUCUUGAUUUUGGAGCACCUGUUUGGUAUUCAAAAUUUUAUUUUAAGCAGAGUCCAGUAAUCCUGUUGCAUGUUGACCACUGCUUACUGGUUGUCACGUGUUCUGCUUAGAUGUAAAGCUCUUCUUUCCAAAAAAUAAUACAAAACAUUCUGUUUUUCUUGACUAUACUUCAAAACCUGCCUUUGUGUGAUCAUAUUUGUUUCAGCUAAACCACAUGUUGCUUUCCUUCAUUAAUCGUUCAGAGCAACUACUGUAACUAUGAUGCUGUUAAGUAAAAUUGUAUGUGUUCUCAGAUGUAGGAAAGAUUUAACCACCUGAGGUUUUAUCUGUCUUACUUUCAGGAUGCCUAAAUUUGAAUGUACUGUAAGAUGUAUUGUGCUUUUAACUAGUGGCUGAACAUCGAUAAGUUCCUUGAUGGUCAUUUUUACAUA